Molecule: messenger RNA, 1402 nt
Organism: Lathyrus oleraceus (garden pea)
Lineage: Eukaryota; Viridiplantae; Streptophyta; Magnoliopsida; Fabales; Fabaceae
Product: aspartic proteinase CDR1-like
Exons: 1
Coding region: 17-1336 (439 amino acids)
Cellular component (GO): extracellular region
Source: RefSeq, a predicted model, not a curated record
UCGAACUCCUAAAACAAUGUCAUCAUUUUCAUACUUUACCCUUAUUUUCUUUUGUUUUUCUAGUUUAAUAUCAAUAUCUCACGCUAUAAAUAAUGGUUUCAGCGUUGAACUCAUUCACCGCGAUUCUGUUAAAUCACCGUUCUAUGAUCCGACACAAACUAAAUUACAACAAUUACUCAAUGAUGUGGGUCGUUCUAUCAAUCGUGCCAAUUAUAUCAAAAAAGUAUUAUCUUCUAAUAUAAACAAAUAUGAAUCAUCUCUGAUCUAUGAUAAUGGUGUGUAUAUGAUGAGUUAUUCAGUUGGUACCCCACCAUUUAAAGUCUAUGGUUUUAUAGAUACGGGUAGUGACUUAACAUGGAUUCAAUGCAAACCUUGUAAUAUAUGUUACAACCAAACCUCUCUUAUUUUCAAUCCUUCAAAAUCUUCGAGUUACCAAAAUAUUCCAUGCUCUUCCCUAACUUGCAAAUCUAUGAAAGAUUAUUCAUGUUCUAAUGAUGGAGAGAAAUGUGAAUAUAUUAUGAAUUAUAAUCCUGGAUCUAAGACCCAAGGAGAUCUUAGUGUGGAGACUCUUACAUUAGAUUUCACCUCUGGAUAUGUUGUCUCAUUUCCUAAAAUUAUAAUAGGAUGUGGACACACCAAUACUUUGGCGUUUGACUAUAAUGGUCAGAGUUCAGGUAUAAUCGGCCUUGGAAAAGGGAAUAUGUCAAUGGUAAAUCAAUUAGGAUCUUUAAUUGAUGGUAAAUUUUCAUAUUGUUUAGCUGUCAAUGAGUAUUAUAAAGAGUUUAAUUUAUCUAGCAAACUCAAUUUUGGAGAUGUUGCGGUUGUUUCUGGUGAUAACGUUGUUUCAACUCCUUUCGAUAAAAAUAAAGACCAUUACUAUCUAAGCUUGGAAGCAUUUAGUGUGGGAAAUAAAAGAAUAAAAUUUGGAGGGUUUAAAGGAUUCAAUUCUUCUUAUAACAUUAUAAUAGACUCAGGUACACCUCUAACUCUUUUACCUGGAAAAUAUUACGAUAGGUUGGAAUCAACUGUUAUUGAAGUGGUAGAAUUAGAGCGUUUUCAAGAUCCUACUAGUUCAUAUAGGCUUUGCUAUAAUACCACAUCCUCUCAACAUCCAAAGUUUCCUGUAAUUACUGCACAUUUUAAUGGUGCAGAUGUUAAGAUAGAUAUUAAUAGCGCUUUUAUGCCUAUAUAUGAGGGAAUAAAGUGUUUUGCUUUUAUUCCAACUAUAGAUGCAUUCAGCAUCUUUGGAAGCGCGGCACAAGUGAACUAUUUAGUUGGUUAUGACCUCAAAAAAAAUAUUGUCUCGUUCAAACCUACUAACUGUUCUAAGUUUUGAAUGGAUGCAAACUUUAGUUACCAAAAUUACUUGGUAAAUUGAUAAUAAAAUUUAUAUUUUAUUUCA